Gaeumannomyces tritici R3-111a-1 is the source of this 729-nucleotide messenger RNA. RefSeq lists its product as hypothetical. The transcript has 3 exons. Lineage: Eukaryota; Fungi; Ascomycota; Sordariomycetes; Magnaporthales; Magnaporthaceae. The record is from RefSeq and is a predicted model, not a curated record. Bases 1 to 729 code for a protein of 242 amino acids.
AUGCCGUAUUUAAAAAAACCAAAAUUUCCGGAAACCACGUCCUUUUCGUUAGCGCUAAAAUCGUUGCCGCUAAAAUCGUUGGCGUUAAAAGCGGCACUUUCCGGCGCCAAUACAAACGCCGUACCUUUACAGGAAAUUGCGCGGUUCGUAAAGUUAUUAAAAAAUGUUUUAAAUAAUUUCCAAUAUCGUAGCGCUAACAAUUUUGCGCUAAAUGCGUUUUUAAAUAACGGCUUAACAUUUGUAACGCGCAAAUUGUUCGGCCAAUAUGGUAUAAAAAGAUUUAAUUUUUUAAAUAACUUUGCGGGCGCGAAAUUGGUUUUAAGCCAUUUACCAAAACCAUUUGGAAAUUUUAACGCAAAUUUUAUUACUAACCACGUUUUUGCAAUAAAUGCAUUUAAAAAAUUCCGUACAAUUAUCGAAGCAUAUUGGUAUACGGGGGUUAACGGUAUAAUUUUAAUAUGCUUAACAAUUAAAACAACGGUUAUAAAAUACCGCACGCUCCGUAUAAUUAUUUUUAAAAAAGGGCAAAUAAAUAAGGUUUUAAUUAUCGCUUUAUUGGAAAUCGAUAAUUUUUUGCAACGAAAGCGCGUUGCAAAUACCCAUAUAAAGCGAAAAAAAAAAGCAAUGUUCGUUUUGGGGGCAAAUUUAUUAAAAUUAAAAGCGUUGCGGCGGCGUUUGUUGCGCGUUUUACGUUUUUUUCGGCGGCGGUUUUUUUGCCGUAGCGGUUAA